CUCUGCUUUUCAUUCGCAUCUGAGUCGCGCUGCCGUCCACAUCGUCCGAUCUGCCACUCCCGCUUCACAGGUGGCACGCGUGUGUGAACUGUGAUAUAUACAGAGAAUAAUAAUAAUAAAUUAGAAAAGAAGCCUACAGAAAUAUAUUUUCAAAAGAAAUUCGCAGUGUGGUGUUGCUAUAAAUAGAGCAAAUCAAAUAAAAAUCCAAACAGAAAAUUGAACGGUGUCCUAUAUACAUAUACUGAAAAGUUGCCCCUAAAUUGACGAACCGCACAAUGCCAAUCAAAGAUAUAUUGCAGCGAUGCAGGCCCAUACCCCUUUAUGUGGUGCUGGUGCUAUCGAUCUGCUACUUUGUGCUCCAGCUGGCUCUGAGCCACAUAACGCACGCUCUGACACUGCUCAUGGCAUCGUACCACAUGUUGUGCAACAUAUUCGCACUGGGCGGCUGCAUCAUAACAAUUAAGCACAGCAAAAAGAACCAGGAGGAGCCAGCGACCCCGAACAAGGUCAAUGACGCCAACGGUGGUGUGGUUGUCCAACUCGGCGAGACGGAGGAUCAGAAGGAGGCCAGACGUGAGUGCCGGGAGCAAAAGCUACGCAAUACCUUCGGCUGGGCGCGCAUCGAUAUACUCACCAUGCUGAUAGUGUUCAUCAUCUUGGCCUCGCUCUCCUUCUCGCUGGUGGUGGAGGCUCUGCAGACGCUGGUGCACAUCGACCACCAGGACACGAUGCACCUGCCCAUACCCGUAAUGAUGCUGGGCUUUGUGGGUCUCAUAUUGAACGGGCUGACAUAUCUGCUUAUUGGUGGCUACACUCUGCAUCAGGGCAGCUUCCUCCACUUGACGCCCGGCGGCAAUGUCGUCCUCGAGCGCUCCAUGUCCAGCAACAUGGAUCUGUCGCUAAAGCCGAUGCAGCGGCAGUUGAGCAAGUCGCGUAACGAUCGCCAGCUACGCGAGGAACUGGAGACGGAGGUGGGCAGUGUCUACUUUGCCACCAGGCGGCAGGGAGCCGUCGAGAUGUUGCGGGAUGUGUCCAGCACCAUUUUUGUGAUUGUCUGUGCGGCCAUUGUCUAUGUGGCGGAGGAUGAGCAGCAUACGGCUAAAUUUAUUGAUCCGGUGCUGUCCAUUUUCUCGUGCAUCCUUCUGAUUUCGCUCAGCUAUCCCUACAUGAAAGAAUCGUGCCUCAUUUUGCUGCAGACAAUUCCCGGCUCCAUCGAUCUGGAGAUUUUUGAGCGCACGCUGGUCACUAAAUUUCCGGAGAUUGUCAGCUAUCAUGAUCUGCACAUUUGGCAGCUGGCGGCCCACCGCUACGUGGCCACCAUACACAUCCAGUUCCAGAAUCCCAAGCUCUACCUGAAGAUCAUCGAACAGGUGCGCACGUACUUCCAUGAUCAGGGAAUCGGAGCUGUCACCAUCCAGCCAGAGUUCUAUCCGUCCACCAAUAAGAAUGCCUCCGCCUCGCUGGAAUGCCUGAUGCAGUGCCAGGCGGCCGAGUGCAUUGAAAAGGUGUGCUGUCGGGAUUCACGCACGGAUCUGCGUGAGAUUAGCGACAGUCCUGAUGGCGGCAAGUCCAAGUCCUCGCACUGCCAUGGUCAUGGGCAUGGGCAUGGCAAAAGCAAGUCCGAUUUGAGUGCGGUCGUUGUGGAGAAGCCCAAAGAACUGAAUGCAGCCAAACUGAUGAAGGGACACGCGACAGACGAAGCCAAGGCAAAGUCUCACAUGGAACCGGCAACCACAGAUCCAAAUGCAUCUCAGCCAGAAGUUGUCUCGGAUGCCACAUGUGCCACAAAAGACAGUCCGCCUCCGCCUGCCCCCACAGCGGCGAGUAGCGACGCAAAGUGCCAAGAGCCUCCCUCCCAAUAGGACUAAUAUUAAAACAAGAUUUUUGACGAUUUUAGCUAGUUCUUAAGUUAGUUUACGACUUUGCCAUAUAAUUUGUUGGAGCUAAUGUUUCUACGCGCGACGCUUAACUAGUUAGGACACGUGCUUGUAAAGUUAGUUUAGAUCCGCUAAAUUGUUUUUAAGGUACAUUUACUGUAUUGUGUAUUUGCGUUUGUUAAGCAUAAUUCUAGCAGUUAUACAAACGAAAAAUAAAUAGAUAUACCUAUGGUACAUACAUCUAUUUAACAUGCCAUUA
Messenger RNA from Drosophila obscura, 2136 nucleotides. RefSeq names its product zinc transporter 1 (gene ZnT77C). NCBI's taxonomy places the organism in Eukaryota, Metazoa, Arthropoda, Insecta, Diptera, Drosophilidae. The record is from RefSeq and is a predicted model, not a curated record. Gene Ontology annotation, biological process: intracellular zinc ion homeostasis; detoxification of zinc ion; zinc ion transmembrane transport. Gene Ontology annotation, molecular function: zinc ion transmembrane transporter activity. The transcript has 4 exons. Gene Ontology annotation, cellular component: membrane. Bases 276 to 1862 code for a protein of 528 amino acids.